UUUCCUACUAACCCGGAAGGGGAUUUCCGGAAGCGAAGGUCCUGCUCUGCUUUGCCUCCUAUUGGUGAGACUGUGUAUGAGUGAAAACCCAGAAGACACUUGACAACCGAGCUACUAAGAAUGGACUCACAAGAGUCAGUGACCUUUGAGGAUGUAGCUGUAGACUUCACUCAGGAAGAGUGGACCCUGCUGGACAGGUCCCAGAGAAAACUCUUCAGAGAUGUGAUGCUGGAGAACAUCAGUCACCUGGUCUCAAUUGGCAGACAACUCUACAAAUCAGAUACAAUUUCCCACUUGGAACCAGGAGAGCACCUUUCAAAAGAAGGGAGAGGUUUGCUGCAAUGCCGGAGUCUAGAUAGGGAAGAUGAUCUUAAAAAACAAGAAAUGAUAUUCGUGCAACAUAUCUGCAAGAAGGACACAACAUUAAUCAGUGCAAUGCAGAGAUCUCACACUCAAGAGGAUACUUUUGAAUACAAUGAUUUCGGAGAAAAUUUUACUGAAAUACUAACAUGGACUCAAUAUGUGGUACCUAAAAUGGGAAAGAAUCCCUAUAUCAGCAAAGAAUGUGGAAAAGACAGCGGUUAUUUGACAUCUUUUAAUACACAUAAGCAGAGUCACACUACAAGUAAAUCAUACGAAUGUCAUCAACGUGGGAAUGCCUUUAUUCAAAGCUCUGCCCGUAGACAAACCAAUAAUACUCAAAAUGGAGAGAAAACAUUUGAAUGUCAUGAAUGUGGGAAAGCCUUCGGAAAAAGUUCCAACCUUAGGCGACAUGAGAUGAUUCACACUGGAGUGAAACCACAUGGAUGCCAUCUGUGUGGGAAAGCCUUCACUCAUUGCUCUGACCUUAGGAAGCAUGAGAGAACGCACACGGGAGAGAAAUCAUAUGGAUGCCAUCUAUGUGGGAAAGCCUUCAGUAAGAGUUAUAACCUUAGGCGACACGAGAUGAUUCACACCAGGAAAAAACCCCAUGGAUGCCAUCUAUGUGGGAAAGCCUUCACCCACUGUUCUGACCUUAACAAACAUGAAAGAACUCACUUUGGAGAGAAACCAUAUGGGUGCCAUCUAUGCGGGAAGACAUUCAGUAAAACUUCUUACCUUAGACAACAUGAGCGAACUCAUAAUGGAGAGAAACCAUAUGAGUGUCAUCUGUGUGGGAAGGCGUUCACUCACUGUUCUCACCUGAGAAAACAUGAGAGAACUCACACUGGAGAGAAACCAUACGAAUGUCAUCUGUGUGGGAAAGCUUUCACUGAAUCUUCUGUCCUUAGACGACACGAGAGAACCCACACUGGAGAGAAACCGUAUGAAUGUCAUCUCUGUUGGAAAGCCUUUACUGAUUCUUCUGUCCUUAAACGACAUGAGAGAACUCACACUGGAGAGAAACCGUAUGAAUGUCACCUAUGUGGGAAAGCUUUCAAUCACUCUUCUGUCCUUAGACGACAUGAGAGAACCCAUACCGGUGAGAAACCAUAUGAAUGCAAUGUAUGUGGCAAAGCCUUCAAUAGAAGCUAUAACUUCAGACUGCAUAAGAGAAUCCACACUGGAGAGAAACCAUAUAAAUGUUUUGUAUGCGGGAAAGCCUUCAGUAAAUAUUUUAACCUUAGACAACACGAGAAAAUACAUGUUAAGGUAAUAAAUGUGGAAGACUCACCACCUAUAGCUUCAAACUACAAACACUCUUGAGGGCUCAAAUACUCAAGAAACACCAUAUUUAUAAUCAUUGUGGGAGAGCAUUUAUUCAUCCUUAUUACUUCAUUCAACUGAAGGUAAUCCAAAGUGGAGAGAAUCCGUAUGUGGGUCAUCUAUAUGACAAAACCUUUAGAUAAUGGACUGACAUGGAAGGAUGUAAAUGAAGUGAGUGAGGAAGAAUUUUCAUCCACAGUUCCGUCAAACAAAAUGGAGAAGUUACAUGUCAGAGAAAAUAUGUCUGUAAUCAGUGCAGAAAUACUUUGAUUUAUCCUUUUGUGCAGGGGAGUCUAGAUCUGUAAUCACUAUGCACUCAUUCAAUUUAGCAACUCAUUUGGCAUGCAGAAGAAAUCUGCUAAAACAAGAAGUAACUGGGGAAAAAAAUCAUUACUAGGAAGACAAGAGAAUUUUGUUGCCAAAGGGUUGUGUUCAGUGAGAACUAGGACAUGAAAGAGACUGAGGAUAUUUGGAGUAUCCUAUUUCCAGGAUGCCUGACACACUCACGCUAACAUCUGUAGUGACAAAGCACUGCCUUAGCAGCAAAAACCACAGUUUGGCACAGCUGAAAGCUGAAGCAGACAAUCCAACUUUGCCCAUAUCCCUGACACACCAGCCACGAAUGCAUGUACCACCCAAGUGAGGAGACCUGUGUGUCCCAGUUCCCCCCACAGGCAAAUGCAGAAAGCCAGGAGACCAGCUUACAGGCCAAGUCAUUGGUCCUCACUCACUUGAGUGUGACUGGUCCUCAUUCACACGUGGCAAGAAAGAGAAUGCAGAUGCUUAUAAUUAAUUUAUAACAUUAUGAGUGAGUAUGCAAUGCCCUUGUCAAUCCCCACUUUAUCUCUGCCCUUUGGUUUGAAGAUAUUAUUGAUGUGUCCUCACACUAAUUUGUUUUCUAUGUGUAAAGUCUUAAACUCACCCAUUAAUGUCACCAAUAGGACAUAGUUUCCCAAACCUAGAACUAUUGAAUUUCUCCAUCUUCUCAUGUUUCUUAUAACUUCUAUUUUGUGUAGUAAUAUUAUAAAUUUUCCUCCUAACUCCAAUCUAAAGAUAGA
Callorhinus ursinus (northern fur seal) is the source of this 2744-nucleotide messenger RNA. RefSeq names its product zinc finger protein 596 (gene ZNF596). The record is from RefSeq and is a predicted model, not a curated record. Gene Ontology annotation, biological process: regulation of DNA-templated transcription. Gene Ontology annotation, molecular function: DNA-binding transcription factor activity, RNA polymerase II-specific; RNA polymerase II cis-regulatory region sequence-specific DNA binding. Lineage: Eukaryota; Metazoa; Chordata; Mammalia; Carnivora; Otariidae.